GCACGCACACACAAACACACUCUCCCUCCCAUAAUGUUGUAACUUUCCUGGUGGAGAGGGAGUAAAAAGGAAGAUGUUUACGAGAGAAACAAAUGCACACGCACACCAUGCCAGACAGCCGGAGCUGUGCGCGAGACGGUUCGCUUUCACGUGCGUGAAUCGAAUACACCACUUUCCCGUUAUCUUUACGCGAGAGUUGCCGCGUGGAAUUAACGCGCAAGCGAACAGGUUCGGAUGAGCCAACGGUGGGUUAAUUCUGCUUAUCCUUGACGUUGUCCUCAAGAUUCCUGCCCGAUUGAUUGAACCCAACCGGGGAUACGCCUACGUCCGUGGAUGUUCCAGCGUGUGUCACACAAAAAUGUCACUCCGAAAGGUGCUAAAGUAUGGAAUCGUCGGUAGUGCCGUGCUCGGGACGGGGCUUAGUUUACACGCGAACGAUUACGACCUCAACUCGGUCGGUAUCGUACGGCUUGGGCGUGCCGGUGCCACCGUAUUCGACAUUGCCGCCACCUACCAAGCGAACCUGUACAGCCGCGAAUGGACGGACAAGAAGUCGCGCGAGUAUCUGCAGCUGAAAAGUGACACACAUCGUGCGGCGGCCGAAAAGCUGCUCAAUCUCUGCCGCACCAAUCGUGGCGUAUACAUAAAAGUUGGUCAGCACAUCGGUGCGCUCGAGUAUCUUCUGCCGCCGGAGUACGUCACCACGAUGAAGGUGCUGCACAGCAAUGCACCGCAAAACCCGGUCGAAGAUCUGUAUCGCGUCAUACGGCAAGAUCUGCGCGUUGAUCCGAACGAACUGUUUGAAUCGUUCGAUCCGGAACCGCUCGGAACGGCUUCACUGGCACAGGUGCAUCGUGCAACGUUGCGAGACGGACGGGAGGUAGCGGUCAAGGUGCAGCACCCGUACGUAAAGGGCAAUUCGAUCGUGGAUAUUAAAACGAUGGAAGUGCUGGUGAAGCUGGUCGCGUGGACAUUUCCCGACUUUAAGUUCCAGUGGCUGGUGGACGAAUCGAAGCGCAACUUGCCGGUAGAGCUGGACUUUGCCAACGAGGGUCGCAAUGCGGAGAAGGUGAAGGAAAUGUUCCGCCACUAUCGGUGGCUAAAGAUACCGGGCGUGAUCUGGGAGUACACGACAUCGCGCGUCCUCAUGAUGGAGUACACGAAGGGUGGCCAGGUGAACGAUAUCGAGUACAUACAGCGGGAAAAGCUCGAUCCGUACGAUAUCGCGAACAAGAUCGGGCAGCUGUACUCGAACAUGAUCUUUCUGAAGGGUUUCGUGCACAGUGAUCCGCACCCGGGUAAUAUUCUGGUGCGCCGUAGCGAACAGAACGGUGGGACGGAGAUUGUGCUGCUGGACCAUGGUUUGUAUGCGGAGUUGAGCGAGAAGUUCCGGUACAACUAUUCCAAACUGUGGUUAAGCAUUCUGCGCGUUGAUCAGGCGGACAUGAAGAAGUACGCACACGCGCUAGGCGUUGAGGGCAGUAUGUGGGGAUUGUUUGCCUGUAUGGUGACUGGGCGACCCUGGAACUCGGUCAUUCACGGUGUGGACAAGGUGCAACAGGAUGAUGCUGAGAAAGAAUUGAUCCAGAACGAGGGUAAGAUGGUACUGCCACACAUUUCCGAUGUGCUGGAAAAAGUCGACCGCCAGAUGCUGCUGGUGUUGAAAACGAACGAUCUAAUACGAGGCAUUGAGACGACACUUCGCACUCAGAACCGCAUGACCGCGUUCUGGGUGAUGUCUAAGUGUUGCGUGAAAAGUAUCGGCAGCCAGGAAUAUCUCGGUGCGGCUGAUACGUGGAGCAAGCUGGGCACCUGUCUACGUGAGCAAUGGUGCAUACUGAAGCUGAACCUUUACUACCUUUACCGGGGGAUCGUAUCGCUUCAUUUGCUGUCCGCGCUGAAGAUGAUCUUCUGAAGAAGCUUUAAGAAAAAAAAAACAUCCAUUAACUUCACCAUUAUUAAACUCAGGAAAAGGGCAUACUUCUUCGGGCAUAUGACGUACAGUGUUUAGCUUUAUUCUGGAGCAACAAAAAAAGAUCAUUAAGAUUUUUUUUAGAUGAAACUAUAAUUAGCGUACGGAACCGUGGCUUUUGCACGGUUUUAGAUAAUGAUAUUGUUCUCUUGCGUUUGUUACCUUUUUAGUAUGGCCAGUUUCAUUUAUUGUGACGGAAUAUUUAUUACACGCUAGUGUUUGCUCGCUUCAUCAUUAUUAGUGAGAAAUUAAUUAUUGUUACGAUUCGAGCUAGAUAUCGAAGACGGGUCAGGGGGUUUAGUUCUACCGGCGGGUUGGAACGAACUGGUAAUUAAGUGUUCAUAAUAUGUAAAGGAACAAAAAAAAAUGCUUCCGAAACAUUCAUUUCGCUGUUGUGGGCAAUAUUGUGCAGAAAUAAAACGAUUGUAUGA
Molecule: messenger RNA, 2403 nt
Organism: Anopheles funestus (African malaria mosquito)
Lineage: Eukaryota; Metazoa; Arthropoda; Insecta; Diptera; Culicidae
Gene: Adck1
Product: aarF domain-containing kinase 1
Exons: 3
Coding region: 359-1915 (518 amino acids)
Biological process (GO): protein phosphorylation; lipid homeostasis; mitochondrion organization
Cellular component (GO): mitochondrial inner membrane
Molecular function (GO): ATP binding; protein kinase activity
Source: RefSeq, a predicted model, not a curated record